Molecule: messenger RNA, 3226 nt
Organism: Dictyostelium purpureum
Lineage: Eukaryota; Evosea; Eumycetozoa; Dictyosteliales; Dictyosteliaceae
Exons: 3
Coding region: 134-3040 (968 amino acids)
Biological process (GO): mRNA stabilization
Molecular function (GO): RNA binding; poly(A) RNA polymerase activity
Source: RefSeq, a predicted model, not a curated record
GUUUUUUUUUUGAAUAAUCAAAAUAUAUUUAUUUAUUUAUUUAUUAUUUAUUUAUUUAUUUAUUUAUUAAUUAAUUAAUCAACUUAUUUAUUAAAAAUAACUUCAUCAUUUAUAUUUUUUUAUAAUUAAAGAUAUGGAGUCGAUUGAACCUUUAGUCAAUUAUUGUCAAAACACUGGCAGUGGCAGAAGUAGCACUAGUAGCAGCAUUAAUAAUGGUUAUGAUUCAAGUAUUGUUGGUAAUUGUAAUAAUAGUAGUUCUUCAAUUGGUAGCCACAAUAACAACAGUAAUGGAAUUCGGAGUAGAAGUAAUAGUAAUAGCAGUAAAAGUAGUAAAUUAGAGGUUGUUAGCAGUAACAAUAAUAAUAAUAAUAAUAGUAAUGGAAGCAUUGGUAGUGGUAGCAGUAGUAAUAAUAAUUCACCAUUAUCAAAAUCAACCAAUAUAUUGUCAUCACCUUUAGCAUCAUCAACAUCAUCAGCUAAAAAAUCACCAUCUAUACAGUCAUCUUCACCCUCUAAUAAUAAUAGUAGUUCUGGAACCAAAAAGAAAUCCAAUGGUUGUAAAAAUGUAGCAUUUGGUAUUCUUUCAAAAGAUAGAAUAGAUCUUCUAAUGAAAAUAUUAUCACAAAAGAAUCAAAUUACCUCUAUUGAUCAAAAGAUUACCAUUUAUUUAUCCAUCGAAGAGUUGUUGGCAUUGUUGAUAAACGAAUUAAAUAAAAAAUCAAUCCCAUUGAAUAGGCUUGGGGUUAGAUUGGUUGGUAGUUCUGCAUCAAUAAUUGUACAGGGCCCAUCUGCCAAACUAAAGUCUCUUCAAGAUUUUAAUGAUAUUGAUCUUUGUUUUUACCUUUCAAAGAGAACAAAUUUUACUCAACUUUUAGAAUUAGAAGAGACCAUUAUAGCAAGAGAAGUUUAUCGUCAAUGUGGUGUCGUUAUUUCAAAAAAAGAUGUUUUCGAAAGAUUUUUCAGAGAAAGAGUUAAAGUUUGUAAUUAUGCACCAAAUACUAAUAUUUUGUCACCAGUUUCACCAAUACCACAAGUUAAUAAUAAUAGCAACAAUGGCGAGUCAGUAUCGACCCCAAACACACCAUUAAUUACUUCGAUUAAUAAUAAUAAUAAUAAUAAUAAUAACAACAAUGGUGCAAUAUCAUCCAAUAAAACAUCGUCAACACCAUCAACACCAGUAAUUACUUCAUUAUCAACACCAAAUACACCAUUAGUAUCAUCAUCCAACAAUAGUAAUAAUAUAUCACCAUUACCAACUACUCCAUCAUUCCAGUCUCAAAGCAACUAUAUUUUAGAAGAUGAUUGGUCAUUAAUUAGUCUCGGGGGUGGUGAAGGAGAAAAUACCAGAAAUAUUGAUAUCAAAUUUAUAAGAAAAAUACAUAGAGCAUAUGCUUUCUCCUUAGAUUCUUUUCAUAUCAUUUUAGAUCCAUUAGUCCAAAAUUAUAAACAAUUUUUACCCGAAUAUUCAGAUAAUAUUGAUUUAAAUAUUCAUAUGGCACUUCAAGGAAAUCAAACACCAACAAAUCCACCAAUAAUAGUUUCUGCUCCAUCUACAGAAAAUAAUAAUGAUGAUGAAAAAGAAAAAGAGGGAGAAAAGGAAAAAGAAAAUGUAGAGCAAUCAACAGAAUCUGAAUCGAAAACAACAAAAAAUCCCCCAACAUCAACAACAAAUAGCGAAAGUGAAGGUGAAAAUGAAAAUAGUGAAAGUGAAAGUACUAGUAGUGGUGGAAAUAGUAAUAUAAGCAGUGAAGAGGAUGAUUCAGCUUUAUCAAGUGGCGCCCCAAUGUCUCCAAAACAAGAUAGUGACGAAUUUGAAGAUGAUUCGCAACCAAAGAAACCAUCACUAAAUAUCCCUACUCUUGAUUUAUCAAAAGGUAUUGAUCAAAUGAUAGGGAACCAAGUUAUUUUGGAAGAGGGUUUUUCAGAUUCUCAAAUAUCUCCAUCUCCAUCUCCAUCUCCAACACCAACUUCCAAAACAACAUCUGAAACACCUGAAAUAACACCUGAAACAACAUCCGAAACAACAUCUGAAACAACAUCUGAAACAACAUCUGAAACAACAUCCGAAACAACAUCCGAAACAACAUCCGAAACAACAUCCGAAAAAACAUCUAAAACAACUACUAUUGAACCAGAAACCAUCACAAAAGAAACAAGCACUCCUACAUUAGUAACCAACACUCAACAAGAUAGUGAUUUCCCACCUUUAGAUGGUAAAUUUAAAUUAUCGCCCCCAGCAAAAUCACAAGACGAUUUCCCACCAUUAAAUACAAAUGCCUCAAAUCCAGCUUUAAACAAUUCAAUUUGGAAUCAAAGUUUAUUACAAAAAUUAAAAACUCCACAAAAUAAAAAUCAAAAUAGUCACCAACCAAAUAAAAAUUUAAAUAGCAACAAUAACAAUAAAUCACAAGUAGCAGCAACAACCACUCCAGCACAACAACAAAAAAGAUUAAAUAUUCAAGUUGUCAGUAUUUAUGGAAAUUAUCACCAAGCAAAGGCAGAUUUAGAUAAUGGUAGAAUCAUUUGUAUUGAUCCAAAAUCAAUUAGAAGAGGUAUUUUUAGAUAUUGCCAUGAGUUGGCCAAAGGUAGAACAACCAGUGAUCAUGGUUUAUAUGAUCUAGUUUUUAGAGAAUCAUUUUUUACUCAAGAUAGAAUCAAACCGGCAGAAUUCCAAAUCACUUUAGUAAAAUAUAUAAAAAAGCAUAGAAACAUAGCUGUAUCAUUUUUAAAACAUUUAGAAGAACUAUUAUUACAACAACAAAGAUUUUUAAAUCUUAAUAAAAAGAAAACUAAAAAUACUAAAAAGAAUAAUAAUAAUAAUAACAAUAUUACAACAACAGUGGCUUCAUCACCAUCCUCCUCAGCCUCUACACCAUCAACUUCUCCAUUGGGCUCACCAGUUUUAACAACCACAUCCUCCACAUUUGAAAACAAUAUAAUACCAACAACAACUACAAAUACAAAUACAAAUGCAAAUACAACAACAACAACAAGUGUCUACACCAACUGCAACCAUUCCAACAAUACCAAUAUCUUAUGAAGUUUAUUGCAAUGAAUAUUUAAAUAUUAUUUGUAAUUUAAGAAAUAAUCUUUUAAUGAAUCAAUUUGAUAAAAUAUUUUAGUAUAGUCAGCUAAUAGUAAAUAUAAAAAAAUAAAAUAUAAAAAUUAAAAUAUUUAUAUAUAAUAAAUAAUAAUAUAAACAAAAAAGAAAAUAUAUGUAAAAUUU